Ictalurus punctatus (channel catfish) is the source of this 3395-nucleotide messenger RNA. It is a transcript of the gene marveld2b, whose product is annotated as MARVEL domain containing 2b. The record is from RefSeq and is a predicted model, not a curated record. Gene Ontology annotation, biological process: bicellular tight junction assembly. Lineage: Eukaryota; Metazoa; Chordata; Actinopteri; Siluriformes; Ictaluridae. Gene Ontology annotation, cellular component: apical plasma membrane; bicellular tight junction; cytoplasmic vesicle. The transcript is spliced from 7 exons. Bases 224 to 1954 code for a protein of 576 amino acids.
UAGCUUGCCAGGAUCUUCAGUGAAGCCAACUAAUAAAAGAUUUGCUGCUCAUCCGCGAAAUGGCGGCGUCUGUAGCCUGUGCUAAUCCGGCUUUGAACUCAGGCAGUGACAUCAUCGGAUUCGGAAGGACGGGUCACGUGACGCGACCGUUCACCUGAGGAAACAGGUAGUGGAGCGCGGGUGUGUUUAGCCGUAAAGGGCUGUAAGACUAAAAACAAAACUCAUGACAUCAUUGAACGGGUCAGCGGCACGUUUUGAUCAUAUACGAGAUUUCCCGUACUAUGAUCAAGUGCCACCUGGGUCUUUGUCUCGGGAACAGGACUUCCCAUACCCGCUUGGUGGUGUGAUGCCGGCCAUCAGCGCCGACCCCUUACCACCGCCCCCUCUUCCGUUUGACCCGCCAGUGGGUCUAGACUUCAACCCGAACGAUGCUGAGGACCAAACGGAUGAAGCCAUGGACAUCAAACCUGUGCGCCGUUUCAUCCCUGACUCUGUGAAGAACUUCUUCCGUGGUGGCAGCUUCCGGAGCAGCAAAACCCAAUCGUUUCCACCAGCUCCGUCCGAAAUCGCGAACAGCACUACCCAGGGGGUGCCAUGUUCACCUCCGCAUUCUCGGCCACCUUCACCCAACGCCCCCAGCUCUUUCACUGACCCGUACGGAGGCUCCGGAGGUAGCUACAACUCACGUAAGGAGCAGGCAGCACUGCUUGGUGAACCAAUCGAAUCGGUAUCAGGCCGUUCGGCGCGCACAGCCAUGACCUACAGCGAGAAGGUGGAGGAUUAUCACAUGCGCUACGCCUAUAUGAAGUCAUGGGCGGGCUUGUUGCGCAUCCUUGGCUGCGCCGAGCUCCUGUUGGGUGCUGCGGUCUUCGCGUGUGUCUGCGCCUACGUGCACAAGGAUAACGAGUGGUACAACUUGUUUGGCUACAAUCAGCAGACUGGCAUUGGAGGCAGUUAUGGGGGAGCCAUGGGGUCGAUGUACGGCAAUUACGGAGCCAACUACAGGGGACCCAAAACACCUUUCAUCCUGGUGGUGGCCGGAUUGGCCUGGAUUGUCACGGUCAUCCUGCUUGUGCUGGGGAUGACCAUGUACUACCGCACCAUCUUGCUGGACUCCAGCUGGUGGCCAGUGACGGAGUGUAUAAUAAACGCAGCACUGGGGGUGUUUUAUUUGUGUGCAGCUAUAGUGUACGUGAAUGACACGGUACGCGGUGGCCUCUGCUACUCCCCGUUUUUCAACAACGGCCCCAGUGCUGCCUUUUGUCGCACGGAAGCUGGACAAACAGCUGCCAUCAUCUUCCUUUUCAUCACCAUGCUGCUGUACCUGAUAGGGGCUGGAGUGUGUCUCAAACUGUGGAGGCACGAAAAGGCAAGACUUCGUCGUGAGGCCCUGGCACAAGAGAUGAAGACUGUCGCAUCGUUACCGAUGACCAUGAUUGGACACGGAUCCAGUGUAUCGGGACCAGUCUAUAAACCUCAGACGAUGGCUUCCCCUGACAGUGUGGAUGAUGCUACACCUGUUCCACAGGCUAUGAUGCAGCCGGAGUACCUGAGGGGUCACAUACCGGCGGGACAUAUCCCUAAACCGGUGGUCAUUGCAGAUUAUGUUGCGAAAUACCCCACCAUUCGCACCGAUGAGGAGAAGGACCGGUACAGGGCUGUGUUUAACGAUCAAUACGCAGAGUAUAAGGAGAUCCAUGCUGAGGUUCAGGUUCUGGCCAAGAAGUUUGAGGAGAUGGACAAUCUGAUUAAGAACCUGCCGUCUCAGCCGUCCAGUCAAAUGGAACAAGAGCGGAUCAGUCAAAUCAUGCAGGAGUACCAGAGGAAAAAGAACGACCCCACUUUCCUUGAAAAGAAAGAGCGAUGCGAGUACCUGAAGAACAAACUCUCGCACAUCAAGCAGAAGAUCCAGGAAUAUGACAAAGUGAUGGACUGGAAUGACGGCUACAGUUAAAAUCACUCUGCAGUCUGACAUCAUCACUAAGCCAGAGUCCUGACAGCGUUAAAGUGUGUGUGUGUGUGUGUGUGUGUGUGUGUGUGUGUGUGUGUGUUAGAGAGAGAGAUAUGGUACACUGUGGCACGAAUCCAGGGUUAAGUCUGAUAUCUACGCUUCACUUCCCUGUAAAGUAAACACUAGUGCUGCGUGUAUGAAGUUCUAUACAAUGCCGUAACGAUUGAGAUGGAUAAAACUUUUUUUGGUGUUUUUAUUAGUUUGAAGGAGAAAAAAACAACCCUAAUUAUUUAAAUUAUAAAUCAUCUUUUAGUAUACGCAACUAAACAUGUGCCAAAAGUCCGGUGUCGUCGUUCUGUCUUCGUAGGCAGCCUCCUGGAGUGGAACAGGAUAUCUGAGCGUGUCCACAGGAACAACAUUCCUGCUAGUUCAGUCAAGCUGAAUUAACACUUCAACUAGCGCCACUUACAGGAAGGAAUUUUAAACCUUCAAUACGUGGAAAGAUGUGAUAUAUUUGUACUUUUUCUUUUUAAUUUGUUCAUUUGAUUAUUAAAAAAAUAAUUUCACAUGAUCCUGACCUUCCAGAAAAUAAACAACUUUUACACUAACUUUACACUUUGAGAAGGAAAAAAGGAUUCUCAAAAGUGUAUCGUUAGGGUGAUGGGUGUGGCUUUGUGUCAGAACUUUUCUCACAUCUUCAUUUAUACAAAGUAAAUCGAAUUCACGUUGCCUCGGUAGAAUGUUUAGGAAAAUUUGUGUGAGAUUGCGUUUUUUUUUUUUUGUUUGUUUGGUUUUUUUUUUAUAAAGGUAGCAACCGGUUAUUAAAAUGUGAACUCUUGUAAUAGUUUUGUGUUUAACAGGAGAUCCAUGCGAUAUGUGAAGAUGUUUUAAAUUCAAUUUUAAACUUCAUGGCCAAUGUUUCUACAGAAUAACUGCGUAUGCACUGCUGGAUGUUAUUGCUUUAUGAAAUGGACUGUAUAUAGAUUAUUUUAGAUGAGCUAAAAAGCUUCUUUUUUUGCCUUCUUUUUCAGCUGUCUACACCAUAUGUGAUUUUUACCAUAAUUUUACAAGAAAUAUAUAUAUAUAUAUAUUUUGUACACUUUUAUAUCAGGAGAGUAAAAAAUAGAACUUUCGUUGACAUUAUACGUUGUCUUGUUUGUUUGUUUGUUUUUGUUAUUGUGUGUUACUUUUAUCUCUACUUGAGUUUUUUCUUUCACCUCAUACUUUAAAUUUUUUACAUUUCAGAAGAAACAACUUUCUCUCCUCAGGACAUUUUCAAACAUCACUGUGCUUUGUAUGAGAUGACUUCAAGGAUCUAAACUCCUAACGAAUUAAAAUGUCGGGAAUGAGAUCUGAUCCAGCCUAGAUCAGUCUCUCCUGUGGGACAUUUUAUUCAUUUAAAAAAAUUUUUUACUAAUAAAAGCUUAACUUGCCAAAACUUUGA